AUGAGUUUUUAUCGAUUGCCCGGCCUGCUCAGUAUACGCAGCCAUUUACAACGACAAAGCUAUGGACCGCAGCGAUGUUGGAAUUCGACCAGUUCAAGCAAACCCCUUCGCAUCCUUUUCUGCGGAUCAGACGACUUCAGCAUAGCUUCGCUGAACGCGCUCCAUGCGGAACAGCUGCGAGCGCCCCAGUCUAUUGAAUCCAUUGAAGUUGUUUGUCGGCCCGGCAAAAAGGUAGGCAGAGGAUUGAAAGAGAUUCGCGAAGUUCCCAUCAAGGAUGUUGCCACCAGGCUCGGACUCCCAAUACACGAGGUAGACACAUUUACCGGCUGGACACCGCCCAGAAACCCCGUUGACCUGAUCGUCGCCGUCUCAUUUGGACUAUUCGUCCCAUCCAGAUUAUUGGAAGCCGCAAAGUAUGGAGGAAUUAACGUACACCCUUCGCUGCUUCCGGUUUUUCGGGGCCCCGCGCCUUUACAUCACACACUUCUCGCGGGACAAACGCAUACUGGAAUAACUCUACAGACGCUUCAUCAUAAACAAUUUGAUCACGGUGUCAUACUGGAUCAAACACCCGCCCCCGGGUUUCCGAUACCGAACCCUGAAUCAUGUACAGUAUCCGACCUUCUCGCCUUACUUGCGCCCAAGGGAGCUGAAAUGCUGGUAAAAGGCAUUCAGAAUCGGGUCUUUGUACCGCCUUUGAAAGAUGCCGGGUGGCGAGCUACAGCGGACAGAAGCGACAACUUCAAUGCGACCAAGAUAACUCCUGAGGACCGUCAUGUGAAUUGGCAGAACUGGACAUGGGCCGAUAUCAACCGUCGCCAGCGCGUUCUAGGUUCUUUGUGGAGCAAGGCACUUGCUUCUACCAAAUUAUCUAAAGGACAGGAUAGUCCCAGUUACGAGGAGAAAAGGAUCAUCUUUGAGGAAAUCAAAGAGGCUCCAGAUCAUUUCCCAGAGAGUGAACGUCUUGCAUUGCUUCCCGGGGUGCCGUUCAUACGUGGACAAGUUUCAGGUCAAUCGCCUGGAGAGGACAAAGCCCUAUAUGUAUACACUCGGGAUGGCCGACUUUUGCGUCUUGGAAAAAUGAAAGUCGAAGGGGAUAAAACGAAAGACAGCUUAAAUGCUGCUUUCAAAGCUCGCAUGUUCUCUCCAAACACUGUGUCUUUCGAAAACGUCGACUUCAGUUUGUUCUACAACCCUUUAUUUUGA
Molecule: messenger RNA, 1206 nt
Organism: Talaromyces rugulosus
Lineage: Eukaryota; Fungi; Ascomycota; Eurotiomycetes; Eurotiales; Trichocomaceae
Exons: 4
Coding region: 1-1206 (401 amino acids)
Biological process (GO): conversion of methionyl-tRNA to N-formyl-methionyl-tRNA; biosynthetic process
Cellular component (GO): mitochondrion
Molecular function (GO): methionyl-tRNA formyltransferase activity
Source: RefSeq, a predicted model, not a curated record